AUGUUCCAAGGAGAGGAUGCCACAAGGAUCAAUCAUUCAGGCUGCUUUGUGCUUAAAGGGAAGUACUUCUCUGUUUGCUCUGUACAUCAAGCAAAAAAACAUUACAAUGCUUCUUGCUUGUGGUCUAAUUGGUUGGUGGUGAGUGAUAAGUUCAAGCAAUACUUCAGGGUGGUGCUUAGAACAAGAAAUCACAUCAUUGUUUGGAAUGACCCCUGGAUCCCUGGCAUUGAUUCUGGAGUACCUGAAAAAACUGUAAUGGGAGUGAGCAGAGUAAAAUGGAUUGAUGAGCUGAUUCUGGAAGAUGGAAGAACUUGGAAUGGAAGGUUGAUUGUUGAAUGCUUUACUCAGAUUGAUACAUGGGCUAUUUUAGGGAUUGACACUCUGGAUCCUGAUUUGAGAGACAAAUGGAGUUGGACUCUAUACAACAAGGGUAAAUUUUCAGUUGACAGUUCUUACUCUAAGUUGUGGUUUGUAAACUCAGAUAAUUGGACAUUGCUGAAAGUAGUGAAACUGCCAAGUGGGAGAAGAGGGUUAGUGCAGAGGGGUUUAGACAUUGAUCCUUGGUGCCAUGGAUGUGGGGAGGAGAUGGAGAGUGUGGAACAUGUCCUUUUUCACUGCAACCAUGCUCAAAGGAUUUGGAAGUUGGCUCAUGUUUGCUGGAAUGAGAUAGUUGUAAUAGGCUCCUUCAAACUAUGGUGGUGGAAUCUCAUGCAGACUGGGUGGAAUUUCCAUGCAGCAGGACUUCAAGGGAAGAUCAGUGAUGAAGGAAAAUGUUGCUAG
Striga asiatica is the source of this 780-nucleotide messenger RNA. Lineage: Eukaryota; Viridiplantae; Streptophyta; Magnoliopsida; Lamiales; Orobanchaceae. The record is from the annotation of a GenBank genome assembly.